This is a messenger RNA of Drechmeria coniospora, 771 nucleotides long. RefSeq lists its product as uncharacterized. Lineage: Eukaryota; Fungi; Ascomycota; Sordariomycetes; Hypocreales; Ophiocordycipitaceae. The record is from RefSeq and is a predicted model, not a curated record. The transcript has a single exon. Bases 1 to 771 code for a protein of 256 amino acids.
AUGAAGUUCGCAAGCGGCAUUCUCCUCGCCACCAUCGCCUCCGCCGCCGUCAUCUCUACCCCCGACGCCGCCACCGAUGCCAUCCUCACAACGUUUGAGGAUGCCCUCCGGCAACUGCCGAGCACGAUAACGCGCCUCGGCAGGCAGGUGGAGGUCUUCGAGGACUCUCAGACCGAAAAUCUCGUCGAUGGCUUCGAUACGGCGGCAGAGGUUGUUAAAAAUUGCUCGGAGAAGCUUCGGGGCUCGGACAAAUUUUCCGAAACGGAAGCCAUGGUUAUUCUCGAGCUCGCCGAAACGCUCGGCAUUGCCACGAGCCCCUUUCUCAUGGCUCUAUUCAAGCAGAGGUCCGCUCUCGCCAACGCCACUCUCGCCAACGCCGCUCUCGCCAAAGUCACUCUCGCCAACGCCGACCUCGCCGACGCGAAUGGUUGCAGCGUCGUUGGCGAAUUGCUCCUCCCUCAGUUACUCCAGCAGCUCAGAGAUCUCGCCCGGGACAUUGCCCCCAAGGUACCCAGCAGCAACAGGGCUGGAAUCAUACGCCAGUUUGGGAAGACGUUGAAUAGCUUCGUCAGAUAUAUUCCGGCUUUCUCGACAUCGAGCUGCGCGACAGCUCUAGCCCAAGCCCAAGCCGAAGCCCAAGCCGAAGCCCAAGCCCAAGCCCAAGCCCAAGCCCAAGCCCAAGCCCCAACUCCAACCCCGGCGCCAAAAUUCCCAGACCCGAUAACGGGUUGGGCCUUAGGCCCUUCCCAUCACAGGAGAAGAAAUGCCUGA